UGGCCUUCUACAUUUUCUGGAAUUGAGGUAAUUGUCAAUAGAGAGACUCCCUAUCAUCAGGAUCUAGGAGCAUUGCCAUCAGUCUAUGACCUUCUGGUUAGCUUGGGUCAAGAUCACCAGGCCAUGCUAGAUCUCCAUGACCUGGGUGCUCAACUAGGAUAUCCCCCUGGGACUAUGGUAUAUAUCUCAGGCAAGGUGCUAGAGCAUGGCAUGCCAAGUUGGGGUGAUGGAGAGAGGAUUAUGAUUGCC
Suillus subaureus is the source of this 249-nucleotide messenger RNA. RefSeq lists its product as uncharacterized. Lineage: Eukaryota; Fungi; Basidiomycota; Agaricomycetes; Boletales; Suillaceae. The record is from RefSeq and is a predicted model, not a curated record. The transcript has a single exon. The annotation marks the transcript as partial.